UUGUGCUCUUGCUGCUUUUGCUGUCUUCUGCCCCCUUGGACUAUUUCCCCUGAGCUCUGCCAUACUGCCUUGGAGCCAGCUGAUUAUGGACUGAAACUUCCACAAACUGUGAGUUAAUAAAUCUUUCUUUCCUUAACUCUGGGUGUUAGGUAUUUUGUCUCAGCAAUGAGAGAAAAGUAACCAAGCCAGGAGGCCAAGGUAGAGGUGGCCGGCUGUGCCUGGGCCCAUCAGUCCUGUGACUGCACAGGGGCCAGUGUGAGGUCACAGUGCUUAGCUGUAUAUACAGCUGUGGCUUGGCUGGGGUUUUCAUCCCAGAGAUCUCUUGCGGGUGAUCUGGGAUUUGUGCGCGGAGUGUGGUUGGUGAUUGAUUUGGUGGUGUGGAGAGUAUAGAUUUUGUUUAUAUCGUGAUGUCCAGUGUGGAUGAUGAGUGCAGUGAGGGAACAUCAUGGCGGGACCUCGAGAUCAGGUCCCACAGACGCAGCCUCAUGAAAGAUUACGCAGUGCUGCACCCCCUCGGCCGGGGAGGCUUUGGCACCGUACUGCUGGCAGAACAUCGCGGCACAGGGAUGCUGGUGGCUGUAAAAGUUUUGGAGAAGAACAAACUGAAGCUGACCUCCACGACAUCAGAGGUCAAGAUCCUAAAGGACCUCCAGCAUCCCAACAUUGUCCAGCUAUUAGAAGUACUCGAAACUGAGCGUGAAUUACUCCUGGUCCUGGAGUACGUGAGGGGGAGAGACCUGUGGCAGUACAUCGCCAAGACUGGCAGGGGCAGGCUGCUGGAGGAGGAGGCGCGGGCGCUGUUCCGAGAGCUCGUGGAGGCCGUGCAGUACUGCCAUGACCUGGGGAUUGUGCACGGGGACCUCAAACCAGGAAACAUCUUAAUGGACACUGAGGGCCAUCCCAAGCUCAGUGACUUUGGCUUGGGGUUCAGGUUCCAUCCCGGCCAGAAGGUGACCGCACCUGGGGGCACGUUAUACUACUGUGCUCCUGAGGUCUUCUUGGGAGGAAAGCACCAAGGCCCACCCGUGGAUGCUUGGUCUCUUGGGAUUAUUUUGUAUGAGGUGGUAGCUGGGUACUGCCCAUUUCUUGGAAGGAAACAACAGGUGAUACAGAAGGCCCUGGGACGAAGAUACGUUUUCCCCACCUUCUUCUCCACAGAGCUGAAAAGCUUAAUCUCAGAGCUCCUCACCCCCAACCCCAGGAUGCGCCCCACACUGAACCAGGUGUUGCAGCACGGGUGGCUCUGCGGUGCACCUUCCCGUAGUCCCCCGAAGGCGCUGUCCAAGAGCAUGAAGACCUCGAUCCUGAACGUCAUGGCUGGGAUGGGGUAUAACCCACUGAAGGUCAUCGAUGCUCUGAGGUAUAAGAAAUUCAACAAACAGAUGGUGACCUUCCUGCUGCUACAGGACCAGGCACUCCAGGGGCUUGGCUUCAGAGUCCAGGUGAAGCCUCGGCAUCCAGCUGAAGACCUGGACUUGGAGGAAGCGCCAUCAUCCUCCACAGACCUGACCUCCUCCUCUCCCCUCCCAAGCAGGAGGGCCAGCGAGCCUGCUCCCCGCACCGAGCCCUUCUUCUCUGGGGUGAAGCUUCCAGGGCAGCAGGGUGACAGAGGCUCCCCGACACUCACUCCCAUCUCCAAGAUCCCCGUUUGUGAUGCGCCCUGCCAGCCCAGCUCUGUCGCUUCCAGUGCAUGCUGCCAGCCCAGCUGUGCCACUCCUAGCAUGUCCUGCCAGCCCAGCUCUCUAUCUCCCAACCUACACUGCUCACCCAGCCCUGGGAUCCUCAGCAGGGCCUGCCAGCCCAGUCCUGGAGCCUCCCAGCCCAGUCCUGGGGCCUCCCAGCCUAGUCCUGGGGCCUCCCAGCCCAGUCCUGGAGCCUCCCAGCCCAGUCCUGGGGCCUCCCACUCCAACUCCUGCACCGGGGCAGCCCCGGCCAGCAGUGGGAGGCGGGGCUGGAAGGCCGUGAAGAGGAGGAUCACAGGCUGCCUGCAGGCCCUCUGCUGCUGCCCGCUGCCAGCCUGGGGCCGCCGCCUAUCCAAGGUGGCUCCAUUGUAAAAAGGACAGCAGAGACCCACAGGACAUUCAAGGAGGCCGAGCGGUCCAGGUACUUCCUGCGAGCGGGCUGUGUCCUGAUGAUGUCGUUUUCAGUUGUCAGGGCGGAGAGGAGGGGAGAGGAAGGGACAGGGAAGGGAGGUGUGGGCAGAGGGAAGAGCCUCAGAUGCUCAGGAGGAGUUGCUGUGGGGUCUACGCAGGGGAGGGUGGCGUGACCACAGAAAACAGCACAGCUGCUACGUUUCCAAGCAAGCGUCCACGUUAUGGGCCUCCUUGCAUUUUUAGUGCAGAUCCACCAUCCCUCCCCUGCACUUGGACGUCCGGCCAACGGGAUCCGCCGCGGGAGGAGGCCGCAGUGAGUCACCUGCAGCCCUUUGUCGGGGGAGCUGGAGGGGAGAGGGGGAGGCCCUGUCACCAGUGCACCCUGCGGGGGAAGCGGGUGCGCAGCCCGGGAAGGCUGUGCGGGAGCCAGGAGCCGAGAUCCGGGGGGAGGAGGGCAGGGGAGGAGCAGGAGGGGGGCUCACCCGGCUCGUGUCCCGCCCAGCGGCAGGGAGGGCCCGGCGCCGCGGAGCCUCCUGGCCUCCCGCCCUCCCGCAAGGUGCAGGGAGACGCGGGACGGGGACUGUCGAGCGCAGCCAGGACUUUCUCCCACAGCCUCCGCGGCGAGGGCUUCUCCGUGUCCCCCCGCUCGCCCCUCCGCGGGCCCGUGAGCGAGGAGGGAUCCGGGCGAAGAGAGGCGGCGCCGCGGAUCCCAGCCCCAGCCACCAAGCAUCCUCUUCGCUCCAGAAACUUGCGUGGUCCCCGCCACUUCCUUCGGGGCCCUCCCCGCCCCCGGCAGGGAUGCCGUGUUCUCCGCUGCCACCGUGUGGUAGCAAGGUGGAACAGCAGUGCCUCACCUCGGUCUGCACCUCUGCCUGCUCCCUCCCCAGGACCUGGCGCCCAGCGAGCUGCGCUUGGCAGGCCCCUGCUCCCUCAUUAGCCCGCAGAAGUGCCUGACGCCGCAGCACACCGCCUGCUGCUGGUCACCCAGAGUUUCGCCUGCACCCCCAGGCACCACAGCCCAUCGCACCAGGACUUUCUGUUGUUGCUGGAGCUUCUGUACCAGCAGCAGAGUUGGCAUCGGCGGUGGCGGCAGCAGCCUCACCACCAAGUGCUACUGAGCCCCUGCCAGCCGUGGUCCAGACUCUGCCCCCAGACCACAGCUAAUAACCCCGACUCCCAACAUGGCUACGCUGGACUCCCCCUAGUCACGGGAGAACAGAGCUUACCACAAAGUUAAACAGUGCCGCCGGUUCAGCACAAAACCAAGAACAGACGCUGUGAGCAUCAAACGCUGAGAAGAUGUUUUUUACCGCUGCAGUCCCAGUAGCCACUAGCACGGGGAGCUCUUCUAGCAGGUUGGCCUUGGGGUUCCAGCGAUGACCGUCAAACAAGAGGAGGCCAUCCAACAAACGUCAGUGUGCGGAGGGGACUCUGCCGAGUAGUGGGCAGCAGGUGGAGAAAGGGCUGCUCUCCCCUGACCUUCAGGGCCAGUUCCUGAGUGAGUAACACGAAGGCAUCAUCUGGUCUAAGACGUGUGGGGAGAAAUUCUACACAAUGUGCUUACAAUACAGGGACAGCGUGUUUCACACCAGUACACAGGGUGACCGUGACUGUCUCUCAGUCAGUUUGAACUUCAUCUGGAUACAGAAACCUGAGCCGCACCGGAAGGUGGCGGGCUCCGUGUCAGGUUGCAUAGGCUGAUGUGGUGGCGUGCCGUCACCACACGCGGCACCGAGAUGGCGCUGCUGGCCAUCAGCACUGUGGACCCCUCGCCGCCCCGUGGCCCUCGCACAGCGUGAAGCCCGUGGUGCUCAGCAGCUCCUUGAAGAGGAAGGCGAAGCACUCUUCUUUUAAAUGGUCAUCAGUCACCACAGUCAGCUCAAUCUUGGGAAUCAUCAGCUUCGUGGGAAUCAAUGCCUCGAUGGCCUGUCAAAAAUGCAUCUACUGUACCUGACCUCCAAGUCUUGUUAGCGACACGGAACACUGCAGAGCAGUUCCUCCAGAAGCCUGGGACUGGCCGAUGGCUCGAUGCCCAGCACAACUAGAGAUUCUGGGAGUAUUUCCCAGCUCUGCCUCAGUACCAUUUCCGUUCCUGUGCCUGUACUUACCUCAGCCCACAACCUCCUUCUGUGCCUUGGUCUGUUUUUAAAUUUGUACUAAAGUUCACAUUGAAAUUUCACUCCCAGUUCGAGACCUGAAACACUCAAAACACACAGCCAGGCAUCGCCAGGAACCAAGUGCUCUGGGUGAGGACAGGGAAGAGAGUGCCUGCCGCACACCGUAGGCAGAGGGGCCUCAAAGGCGCUGCAGACUCUUGGGAGGCACCAGGAACGUCUCACACCAGAGGAGUUUGCCAUGGGUUUGGACUAAUCUGAAUUUAGGAUCAAAAAGAAAUACGUGAUGACGUCUACGUGAAUGGUCCAAGAACGGGAUGGUGUGUACUUGAUGGGACCAUUCUGAUCCCUCACGCGGCUGUGUCAGGGGAGCCUAGAGGAAAGUUGGAGCACAACUGUCCCUGGAUGGCUGUUACCCAGGAGAGAGGAGAGUAAAAUGCAGAGACAGGUGAAGCACUCCACUGGAUUCUGUAGCUCUGUCCUCCCCAGCAGGAGCGUGUGGCCUUUCCACAGUUGCUAAAAUGACACAUCUUCGGAGAGGGGAGCUAAGGACUUCCUUUUCUUAAAGCUUGCAGUUUUCUCAGGAGCACUCGAUCCCCUCAAGUCCCCCUGGAGAGAAGACUGUAACCCACCAGAACGUUUUGAGAAGAAAGACGAUGUUAAUACAUUCUCCGUGUACCUUCAUUUUAAAACUUUCAUUCAUAGUGGAUACGGCAGCGGCCCUUUCAAUAGGAAAACGCAGGCCAAGGUAUCGUCGUCUGUCCUAACCUCCAUUUGUGUGUACGAGACCUCCCACUGGCUGUUUACCUAUUUUUAUCAGCCAAUAAAUGUGAACGGAUCCCCUUUGCUUGCUAGUAAAGUACAAAGGCUAUGAAGACAAAUGAAAGUGCAAGCCGUUUAGCGAGAACCCAAGACCGCCGACUGCGCUAUGGGAUUAAUAGGAGAAGCACACGCUUGUGUGGGAUUUGUGCAUAUGUGAGGGAGGACGGCUUCGGACUGGUGAGUGUGCCCAUUGGGUCUUCCUGGUUUUUGACUUUGGAGUCGUAAUCACCUUCUCUUCCCUUUUCUCAAAACAGAUGCAACCCCUUCGAUGCUGUUAGGAGCUGUGGCUAAAUGAGCAUGUGGAGCUGUGGCUGGGCUUCCUUUAAGUGGGCAGCAAAGGUGAUUGUCAGUGUUUCCUUUUUUGUAAGACAACGACAAUAUUAAUGGCCUGAUGGUGGAGGUGACCUGUAAGGUCCAGGAGUAACAGCCAAGAUUUGCUCGUUCGUGCAUCUGAGACACUUGGCUACAUUCUGGACGUCAAUCCUAUUAUUAUUUACCAUCUCCUCGCAUGUGAUGUGCAGAUUAAUCUCAUGCUGCCUAUGAAAAAACAAAUAUGCACCCCUGCUACCACCUUGUCAUCUGUCCUCCUGCAAGGCCCCAGGUGCCCAGAUCUGAUGGCUGUCUCCUGAGGCCCCUGCCGCCCACUGUACUCCAGGUCUGUCCUGACCACGGGCUGCGGUGCCCUGACCCAAGCUUUCCUCACUCAUUUCUGAACCAUCCGAGGAUCAGAGGAUUGUCCUGGGUCUCAGCAACUGCAAGACAACACUGUCUAAAAUAUGAAGGCAAAUAAGACGUUGUACCUGACUGUGAGAACUUAAAAUUGAGACAAGAGACAAGGAAGUACUUUCCAUCAUCUGGGACACUUUUCUCACAGAGGUGCCGGGGAGGCCCCGCAGGAGACUCACAGUCCAGCCGCCAUUGGGAAGGGCUGGGGCGGGGUGACAGCAGCCGUGCGUCUCGGAGGGUGUGAGGUGGGCCUGAGUUCUGAAGGGAAGAGAAUGUGUGGGGAGGAAUCCGGGGUUCUGAUAAAGGCACUGUGUUGGCUGAGGUGAUGACAGUGGUGAUACUGGUGAUCAUUUUCCUUGCUUUUCUCCUCAGAUACUUACUGUAUGUUCCUACCUCGUGAAGAUGAACAGAAAGAGAAGAUUUUCCAGGCACACUGACAUAAGAAACAGUUUUCUCUGAAGUCACCAUCCGGAGCUCAGCCAACACUGUCCUGCAUCUCUUCCACAUCCUCACAUUUCUCCUCAAGCCCCUGGACCUGACUAUCACGCAGCUGGCCCUGCCUCACCUGGUGAUGCUGCAAAAAUCUCUGGUGAGAAAUUUUUAACCUACCUGAGAACUCAGAAAAGUGAA
This is a messenger RNA of Chinchilla lanigera (long-tailed chinchilla), 6385 nucleotides long. Its product is annotated as sperm motility kinase 2B-like. The transcript has 7 exons. Lineage: Eukaryota; Metazoa; Chordata; Mammalia; Rodentia; Chinchillidae. Gene Ontology annotation, molecular function: tau-protein kinase activity; protein serine/threonine kinase activity; ATP binding. Gene Ontology annotation, cellular component: cytoplasm. Gene Ontology annotation, biological process: microtubule cytoskeleton organization; protein phosphorylation; intracellular signal transduction. The record is from RefSeq and is a predicted model, not a curated record. The coding region runs from base 408 to 2054 and encodes 548 amino acids.